AACAACAAAAUGUCAAAAUAAAUUGAAUGGAGUGAAAAGUGCUGGCUGCCGUAUUUUAUUUGGAAGUCAGAUAAACGAAGAGCGUCUAAUAAUCUCUAAUAUUUGUAAAAAUCCUCAUAGCAAAUAAUUUAGAAAUAAUUGCAUACAAAUUGCAGUUUUAGAUUUGUUUAAGUUUUAGUAAUAUUUUUGAGUUUUCCUAUAGCAGUGACAAAAGCAAAUUCCCAAACAUUAUCAAGUAGGUAGAGGACGGUCGCUGGGCGUAAUAAGAAAAUGGCGUGUGCUACACUUAAAAGAAAUUUGGAUUGGGAAUCCAUGGCGCAAUUGCCUGCUAAAAGGCGAAGAUGUUCGCCAUUUGCUGCAAGUUCUAGCACAAGUCCUGGAUUUAAAGUGUCUGAAACCAAGCCAUCUACAUUCGGAGAGGCCGUUAGUGCACCUGUGAAAAUGACCCCAGAGCGCAUGGCUCAAGAGAUCUGCGACGAGAUCAAGCGGCUGCAGCGGCGCCGGCAACUGCGGCUGGCUGGCAGCUCCGCCGCUUCGUGCUCAUCGUCGAGCGGCAGCGAGGGCGACUGCUCGCCGCCACAUCGCUCCUCGCACACUUCGCACAAGAUGCACAACCGUGCGCUCUUCACUUUCAAACAGGUGCGCAUGAUCUGCGAGCGGAUGCUGCGCGAGCAGGAGGUGGCUCUGCGCGCGGAGUACGAGUCGGCGCUCAGCACCAAGCUCGCCGAGCAGUACGAGGCGUUCGUGCGGUUCAACCUUGAUCAGGUGCAGCGCAGACCCCCGCCCAGCACGUGCAUGCCCCUCGGCAUGGACGCCGAGCAUCACAUGCACCAGGACCUCGUACCUAGCUAUCUGUCCUAAUAACGAUGGAACGGGCCCGCGGAUGCCGCUGCCAAUAUAUCAAGACAAACAUAUUUUGGUAUAUGUGAAUGCUACGUGCGGGAAUAUAGAAUAUCCUAACGAAUCAAGACAUUGUGAUCGCCCGUGGAAUCGGCCCUGGACUUACAUCGUGCCAUGCAAUAAUACAGACAAUAGACUAAUUAGUAGUAUUGAAUAUAUUUUGAAAUGUUUACUAUGUUAUGUUUCCCCACCUGUCUGCCACAAUAUGUUACGAACGAUGGCGUCCAGGACAAAUUCCACGGCACAUUCAUGCCACAUAAAAAUAAAUUAGCUUGUAAUGCUUUAGAUAAGGUUCGCUGGAUAAUUGUGUUCAUAGACUGAGGGACGACAGAGCCGGCGCUUCUGCCACCAGGAGCCGACGCUCGAUAUCUCGCCGUAUGAUUUCGGCUAUGUUUCAAGAAAAACGGGUUUGAAUUUAAGAAAUGAUACAGAGCCAAGCGUCUACUCGUAUUUUGUAUAUUUUCUAAAAAAGGUAUAUUGUGAACGAACCUGUAGCGAAUUAGUAUUUAACACAAUCAAUAUAAAUUCACGCAGAGUGCCUCUUUAAAUCAUUGUCCUCGGAAGUUUGUGAAUUAAUUAGCCGUAAUUAAUAUUACGUUCGGUAUGAUUUAUUUUUAUUGUACUUUUCUUUAUAUAGCGUUGUCGAAUUAUAGCUGUAGUUUGUAACGUUUGUUUUUCCCUUGUUUGUAUCGCGCGGCGCGGUACCAGUGGCGCGGCCGCGGUCGCUGCUCCGUGGUGCGGUGCGGCGCGCGUGUUUAUGACGAGCCUCUUGUAUCAGACGUUUGGUAAUUUUACUAUUGUAUUAGUAUUUAUAGAUCACUACUCAAUUUGUAACUCGGAAAUUAACUCGAUCACUGAUACAUGGCUUAUUAGAGAAUGAUUAAUUAGCUUUAUUUAAAUUCUUAAGUUAUUUUUCUCAAUAAUGUAGGUGUGACAACGCCGGUGCGUCGGCGUCGCGUAUAGCGUAUUGACAAACAUUAUUGAGACUUGUUUUAUAUUAUUGUUUAGUUAGUAACAUCCCUUUUUAUUGAAUACAAAAACGAUAUAAUUGUUACCAAGCAUUAUUCAAUAAAAAAAUAGGCUAGGACUUUUUUUAAAUUGUAUUAUCAGCUCAUUAUUAGUAGGUUAUUGGCGUUUAAGAACUGAAAAUAAACUAGCUAAACAUA
Molecule: messenger RNA, 2066 nt
Organism: Manduca sexta (tobacco hornworm)
Lineage: Eukaryota; Metazoa; Arthropoda; Insecta; Lepidoptera; Sphingidae
Product: akirin
Exons: 5
Coding region: 271-861 (196 amino acids)
Biological process (GO): positive regulation of transcription by RNA polymerase II; positive regulation of innate immune response
Cellular component (GO): nucleus; chromatin
Molecular function (GO): transcription coregulator activity
Source: RefSeq, a predicted model, not a curated record